Molecule: messenger RNA, 1378 nt
Organism: Capsicum annuum
Lineage: Eukaryota; Viridiplantae; Streptophyta; Magnoliopsida; Solanales; Solanaceae
Product: ranBP2-type zinc finger protein At1g67325
Exons: 10
Coding region: 217-1071 (284 amino acids)
Source: RefSeq, a predicted model, not a curated record
AAUACACGUAGUUAAGUGGGCGUAACAGCCAGGAGGCCCAUCGAAUGAGCUUGACUUCCUUGACUCAUUUUACUUGCAGCCCUUUGUAUUUAAUUCUUACCACGAAAAAUCAUCUCCCCCUUUUGCUCCGCCGUUUCUCCGACUAAAUUUUGUAUCUCCGGCAGAAGACCAAAGGAUUAAUCACCCUCUUUCGGGCCUCUCUAAUUUCAAGUUGCGAUGUCUCAGGUUGAUAACAGAAAUUCUUCUGCUGCCAAACGUGCCCGAACUGAUGGUGGCCGUAGGGAGGAUGACUGGACUUGUCCAAGCUGUGGGAAUGUCAACUUCUCCUUCAGAACAACAUGCAAUAUGCGCAACUGUACUCAGUCUAGGCCUGCAGAUCACAACUCAAAAUCUGCAGUUAGGCCCAUGCAUGCUCCACAGAGCUAUUCACCUUCAGCUGCAUAUGUUGGGUCUGGUGCUCCCUCUUCAAUGUAUAUGGGUGUAACACCAUAUGGUGGUUCAUUGUUCAAUGGACCAUCCAUGCCAGCCUAUGACAUCCCUUUUUCUGGAGGUUCAGCUUAUCAUUACAAUUUUGGGAGCCGCCUUUCUGGGGGCAGCCCGUACCGCCCUGUACAUCUCUCUACUCCUCCACCUCCAUACACUGGUGGGUCUAUGAUGGGAAAUGGUGGGAUGUAUGGUGUGCCACCACUUAUGGAUCGAUAUGGUCUAGCAUUGCCAAUGGCCCCUGCUGCCAUGGCACCAAGACCAAGUUUUUAUCCUGAUGAUGAUUCUCAAAAGAAAGACGGAACACGUGAUAAUGACUGGACAUGUCCCAAGUGUGGAAAUGUCAACUUCUCUUUUAGAACAGUUUGUAACAUGAGGAAGUGCAACACACCAAAGCCCGGUUCUCAGGUUCCUAAAUCGGGGAAGACUACUAAACCAGACACGCCAGAGGGAAGCUGGAAAUGUGAGAAAUGCAACAACAUAAAUUAUCCUUUUCGGACCAAGUGUAACAGACAGAAUUGUGGUGCAGAGAAACCAUCUGAAUCCAAGAAUUCUCCUUCACAAUCAGCUGAUGAGACUGAUCAGUGAGUACUAGGGCUUGUUUAAGGGUUGAGAAGGUCCAGAGUUGUCGUCCAGCAUUGCUCAGUGUGGGUGUCUGAAAGUCGGUCAUGUCAUCUUCCUGUUGCAGCGGGUGUCAAGUUACUGUGCCAUCUUUAAUAUUGUGUCAAAGUUGUACUAACUGAAAUUGGUAUUUUGUGGUCCUUAUUGAUACUUGUCGAGUUUCGUGAGGUCUACCAGCUCAUUCUGGUUAGAUGCUAUUGAGGUUGAUUUGUUUAAAUGUUCAAUAGGAUUUUUUCUGGUAUUGCUGCACGAAAUGUUAGAUGGGUUGUUGGCA